AUGAUGAAACCAGUGACAAAUCAAGUGCUUUUGAAGAUACGCUACCCCAAGCUGUUAAGCAAAAAAAUCCCCGCUUCCGCCCUCCGCUCUACUCCGCCCCACCGCCGUCGCUCCUCAUCGCUGCUGUGUUCUGCCGGUUGCCACCGUUUUGACAGAGGAUGCCAUAACAAGUUAAAACAAAUGAUGGAUUUCCACAUAAAUGAAGUAAAAAGUGAAGAAAACGAAGUAAACAGUGAUGAAGGACAUUCUGUUAUCAACACUACAUCACCAUUUUCCACCAACAUGGUGUUCAAUUCUAGUGAAGAUUUAAAGAAUUGGGCCCAAAAUGUCGCACGUUCUCUAGGUUAUGUUAUUGUUACAAGAAGAUCCAAGCCUAAUCUAGUUGUACUAAUGUGUGAUCGUGGUGGUAUAUACACAAGUAAAAAUUCCUCUCGGAAAAAUAUUUUUUCAAAAAAAAUAAAUUGUCCGUUUAAUUUGGCGGCAAAAUACUCGAAGGCGAAUGAUUUUUGGAUGCUAAGGGUGAUAUGUGAUGAACAUAAUCAUGGACCUGCAGAGCGUAUGGAGGGUCAUGCAUAUGCAAGACGACUGUCUGAUGAAGAAACUCGUUUGGUGGAAGAAUUGACAAAAAAGAAUGUUAAACCGAUGGAUAUUCUAUUAGCAUUGAAGGAACAAAAUAAAAAUAACGUGUCUUCUUUACAAACCGUAUACAAUGCGCGCCAAAAAUUUCUAAAAAGUUUAAAGGAGAAAGAUGCAUCACAAACUAUGGUUUGUGAUAUCGAUGCUCAUACGUAUGAUGAGUGUUUGAGAAAUAAUCGUGUUGAUCCACCAAUUGAAAAACCCUUUAGACAAAGUUGUUUGAAAAAGGAAAGUGUUUUGGGGAAUUUUGAACCCUUGAGACAUGGUUCUUGUUCAUGUUCGUGUUCGUACAUUAAUCAAUUCCCGAAUAUGUUUGAGAGGUACAUAACGGAAGUACAAGAUGUAAAAAGUGAUGGAAAUUGUGGAUUUCGAGCAAUAGCUGUUUGUCUUGGUUUUAAUGAAGAUGCAUGGCCUACAAUUCGAUCGGAUUUAAUGGAUGAGUUAAACACACACAAGAAAGAAUAUGACGAGAUUUUUGGAAGGGAAUGUCGAUUACAACUUCAUGACUCUUUGAAUUUCUUUCGUACAGAUAUAGAUGCGACAUUUGAGUAUUGGAUGACUUUGCCUGAUAUGGGGAUCUUGAUUGCUUCAAGAUAUAACGUGGUAUUACAUUGUUUAAGCGUUGGAGAUAGCAUGACAUAUUUACCGCUUUGGUCUACUCCACCAACUUGGCAUGAACGUGUUGCUAUUGCAAUUGGACUUGUUAAUGUAAACCAUUAUGUCAAAUUAACAUUACACGCAGGGUACCCGAUGCCUCCUAUUGUGCCUCAAUGGACUCGUUAUAGACAUGAGUGUGCAUCUUCAUGGGUUACUCCGUAUGUUACUCAACUAGACAUGUAUAAUCAAUGUUAUCAUUCUCAUUGUAAUUUUGAAAAAAUUACUAAAGAUAUUUAAAGACG
Molecule: messenger RNA, 1535 nt
Organism: Lactuca saligna
Lineage: Eukaryota; Viridiplantae; Streptophyta; Magnoliopsida; Asterales; Asteraceae
Source: the annotation of a GenBank genome assembly